Molecule: messenger RNA, 2199 nt
Organism: Puntigrus tetrazona (Sumatra barb)
Lineage: Eukaryota; Metazoa; Chordata; Actinopteri; Cypriniformes; Cyprinidae
Exons: 4
Coding region: 133-771 (212 amino acids)
Biological process (GO): phagosome-lysosome fusion; endosome to lysosome transport
Cellular component (GO): lysosome; late endosome; phagocytic vesicle
Molecular function (GO): GTPase activity; GTP binding
Source: RefSeq, a predicted model, not a curated record
UUGCAGUGUUUUCUUAUGGAUCCGUGAUAUGAACAGGACAUUACAGUCUGAAAUGCAGAACGAAGAGGUGUUGUCUGAGAUGAGGCUUGUCAUGACCUCCUUUCAUUGAAAACAGCUUUGGUCAAUUUUAUCAUGACAGACUGGAGCACACCACACUUGAAAGUCAUUCUUAUCGGAAACUCUGGAGUGGGAAAGUCUUCAUUUAUGAGCCGGUUUGUCCACCAUCGCUUUACUAAUUUGUAUCGCGCCACAAUCGGGGUCGAUUUCCUUACUAAAGAAAUCACUGUUGAUAAGAGAUCAGUGAUUCUUCAGAUCUGGGACACUGCAGGGACAGAGAGGUUUCACUCUCUGGGUACCACACUGUAUCGUGGAGCUCACUGCUGCCUCCUAGUGUUUGAUGUUACCUCGCCAGUCUCCUUUGAUGCACUAGACGUCUGGAAGAAAGAGUUCCUGGUGCAGGCAUGUCCCUCGGACCCCUCUGCGUUCCCUUUUAUAGUGCUCGCCAAUAAAAUUGACUUGGAUUAUCGUGAGGUGUCCCCGAGCAAAGCCCAGCAGUGGUGCAGUGAAAUCGGAGCUGAAUAUUUUGAAUGCAGCGCCAAGGAAGACAUUGGCGUGGACACGACUUUUCACGGCGCGGCACGAGCGGCCCUGCAGUAUGUGAGUUCAAGCUGUCUGUAUAAACUAACCAAAAUUAUUAUUUUCAUUUUUCAUCAGAGACUGGCCAGGGAUAACAUACCAUCCUUAGCUUGUACCAAUAAUAUUAAGUUAUAGCUGUUUGUGCAACGCUUUCUACAGUUCGUAAGUCACCAUGUGGAAAAUGAAGAAGACAUCCAGAUUACACAGAAACAACAGGAGAAGAAGCCAAGUAAAAAAUGCUAUUGUUGAAGCAAGGACAAGGCUCUGUGCUAAUGAGCUUAUCUAUGGAAUCAUGUUAACAAAGUUACAGGCAAAUGUCUGCUGAGUUUUUCUUAUUUUUGUUAAAGUAGGUGCAAAAGCACAGCAUGACAUUUACACCAUUUUAAAACACACUAUUAAUGAAAAUACAAGAAACAGUGACCCCUCAACAGUACAAUGCCCCAGUAUUUAUGUAUAGGAAAUGUUUUGAGUGUAAAAUUAAAAUUUACUGUGUACAACUAAAAAUAAUUUAAAGCAUGUUUUCAUAAAAAAAAUCUUGAUUGAUGUAUUUGUAAAAAGACAUGAAAAUAAAACCUCAUGAACCACUUUAUUUGAAUACUAUGUUGGGAUAUCAUUUUUAUUUCAUCUGAAAGAACUCUUAUAACCGAAAUAACGUAAACGAGUCCUCCUCCGUAUCGAUUCAGCUUUCUGAAAAAUGUUUCAUCAAAUAUAGCUACUCAAACGACCAACAAUCCUGGAAGACACUAGGAACGAAAUCUCGGGAUGUGCUGCCUAAAACUAAAGAAAUUAAUCAGGGAGACAAUUUGUUUCUGUUUCUUUUAUAAGUCAAGACAAAAAAGGCAAUCAGGAGAUGACCAACAUGUAAAAACGUUGUACAGGUAAAUAUAUAAAAGGCCAGGAUAUCAUCUUCACUGCUUGCGUUAUGAAUGAACUAUAUUACAGUCGAAUCCGAACUUGGCUUUCACCAAGAGUGAGCACAGCCAUCCUCAAGGAGCCCACAAGGAGACAUACAGGUAUACACAGAACAUUUAGUUUGCAUACCUCUCAGUUAAUCAAAGGUGGAAAAAAAAAAAAAAAAAAAAAAAAAAAAAAAAGAAAUUUAUCUUCACAUAGACAACUUCCUUCACAAUCUAGGGCAGAGAAAAUUCUACAAAGUUAUUUUGUGAAAAAGUUAAGAGGACAAGCCAGAGGAAGGGAAAAAGCUGAGUGUUUACUAAUAAAUGGCAAUCUGGUAAGGUGAGAAAAAAAAAAAUAUAUCGAACAAUGUUUUACGAUUUUUACAUCUCAAGGUUUGGCAUACACAAACACAGAGUGGAAACAAGCGUAGCAAUAUGCAGUAAACAAAGUAAAAGCCCUUCAGAUGUUUACAUCCUUUUCAACUGUAGCACAUCACCACUCAACUUUGAGCACAAAUACAAUGUCUUUCCUUUUGUAAAAGUACUUGACAAGAGAAUGGCGCAUCCAAAAAGCCCUUUUUUCCACAAAUCCUUAAACCAAUGGGGAUGGCCAAGAAUUUUUAAAACAAAAACAAAAAAAUAAAAUAAAAGUGAGUUUAAAAAAAAA